This is a messenger RNA of Orussus abietinus, 2599 nucleotides long. RefSeq names its product transmembrane protein 64. The transcript is spliced from 5 exons. The coding region runs from base 266 to 1276 and encodes 336 amino acids. The record is from RefSeq and is a predicted model, not a curated record. NCBI's taxonomy places the organism in Eukaryota, Metazoa, Arthropoda, Insecta, Hymenoptera, Orussidae.
CUGGCCGGUCCCGCUUACUCCUGCCCUCCCCCUCCAAGAGGAAGGAUCGAGACCGGUGAAAAGGGCGACACUCGAGGAAACCGAGAAACUGCAACUGUCGGUAAAGAAGAUCCACUCACCUACCACCGCCCGGUGGACUUUGACCCUGCGGCCGAUGCUGGGGGAGACGAGGCUGAGGCGAUCGCCCCUCGCCCCCGGGACGGGGCUGGGGCUGCGCCGGGGGGGCGAGGGGCCCGUCGAGAGGGUGUAGCUGCUCCCAGGGUUGAUGGCCCCCCCCGUGCCCAGGCCCCCCACGCCCCCGAUCAGGCCCCACUCCGCGAAGCUGUCGAUCGAGCUGCUUCGGGGCAGACACGACCCUGACCCACUGUCUCGCCUUAAACAAAUGUCGAAAACGUCACGUAGUCAGAUGGUAAUCAGCAUGGAUGUUUCAAGCAUUGAGAGCGGAGAAGCUUUCGUGCGGUCGUCCAAGAACUCUUCUGCCCUGCGUUGCAGCUGCAUCAAUUCCAACUCAAUAUGCUACGUUGUGAUAACGGUGGCAACGUUAGCUCUGCUCGGAGCCAUAGUGUUCCUCUGCCGAGACUACAUCAAGGCUCUGCUCUACUGGAUAGAGCAUCAGAACACCUGGGUCGUGACGAUCAUCGUCGUGGCUCUGUUCACCGUUGUCUCCUUCCCCAUAGUCAUCGGAUACCUCUUCCUCAUCGUAGCCAGUGGUUACCUCUUCGGCAUAGUUCAGGGUAUUACGAUGGUCGUGCUGUCUGCAAAUCUUGGCAUCGCCAUCGCACAUGCCACUCUGGGAGCCUUGUCAUCGAGACUGCCUAUAGGUGCCCUUCUACAAAGUGAUACAGCGAGAGCAAUACUCAGAGUCAUAUCAGGACCGCAAGCUUUUAAAGUGGUCCUCUUUGCCAGACUCACUCCGAUCCCAUUUGGACUGCAAAACACCAUAUUUGCGGUCAGUAACAUUGGUGGUAUUCGGUAUCACAUAGCCAGUGCUCUAGGUCUGCUUCCUGCGCAGCUAAUCAACGUAUACUUAGGCAGUAGUCUUCGAUCGAUGCAAGAUGUCCUCGAAGAUAGAUCAACCGCAGCCACUGGUUACAUCGUGUUCUGUUUUCAGAUUAUGGUGGGAGUCUCUUUAAUGGUCUACGUUGUACAGAAAGCUCGAAGAGAAUUGCAACUGGCUUUGUUAGAAGCCGAUCUUGCAUCAAUGGCAGACAGCUCGCAUUUUUUAUUGGAUUCUUUACCGGACACGAAGAUUGUAUUGACGAAUCUCAUAGCUUGAAGCUAACGAAAAACGUGCCAACGCGAUCGGGGAAUUUUCUAAUUUUCCGUGAUUUACAGUCGGAUUCAUUUUUUGCAAAUCUCAAUUUUUCAUACAGAACUAGAAGUGAUUUCUUCUGUUCGCCUUUUUAAAUGGGAACCAUCGUGCCAAACUCUACUUCUGGAAUCCUCAGUGAUGAAUCUGAUUUGCUAUUUUCUGAGUAACAGUAUUAUUUCGUCGAAUGAAAUUGCAUCAAUUCAGAUAUUGCAUUUUUGUCGCCUCUGAAACCCUUCUACUCGAGAUAUAUAUAUUUUUUAUUAUUUUAUUUAUGUACAUAUAUAUUAUCUACAACUAUUUAAAUCCUAUUUAGGGAGGGAAUAGGACAUACGCUGCAAUUGUGUUUACAAUUAUAAUAUAUUACCUUGCGAGGCGUGUAAUCAAAACAAUCCUCGCUAAUAGAUUAAGUUCGAUAGGUUAUGUCGACUGCGGAGGCUAAGAGAAAACAAACGGCGGGUUAAUUAUUCUAAUAAUUACAAAAAUAAUUGGGUCGUUUCGUUCACCUUGCUAAGAUACUCGGAUGCUUGAUAAAUAAUUGUGUAUAAGUUUUUAAUAAUUAUUGAAACUUUCCAAACUCUCCUGUGACGACAGAUCAUGUCGAAAUGUAUUUUACAGUAACGAAACGAUCCAGUUAUCGCUGCAACGGUUUUGCAAUCAACUUAUUACGUUUAUGUAAUAUACAAUUGUAUAAUUGAAUAGUGUGAUGACUAACUAAACUCAUUGUUAAUACGAUAAGGUACCGUUGUAUUAACGGUCAUAAUGAACCAUGACACAUAAAGUGCAUCUAAACGAGUAAUAGAGUUUUAUGACAAAAUGGAAUUAAGAAACAAAAGUAAGUAGAUAAUUGCAAGGAAAAAACAAAUACAUCGGACUUCUUGAAUUCAAGUAAUGUGAAACGCUUAAUUCCUGAACCUGUAUUUACAGAAAUGUAACUUGCUCUAUCGAUAGAUCAUGUAAAAAAUGGAAUUAUUACAUCGAAGUCUAAAGUCGAGUCACAAGAUACCUUCCUUUCAUCCAUAUUAACGAGGAAAGAUUCUCAACCACUGCAAAUAAUUUCGCAGAAAUCUCACAGUGUUAUGUCUCGUCAAGAUAUCACAUCAAACACGUAUUACCAAAUAUCUCUCUUAAUCAACAUUGUUCAAAAGCAAAGACUUUGCAUUACGGCGCCUUAAAAAUUGUCAACGCGUUAAGUAUUUACUGUAAAAGGUUUUACAGGCUCACGUUAAACUUUACGUGUUUGUUUCCUUCCACAUUGAGAUAAAUAUACAAAAUGUACAAACUCUUAAA